AUGGUGGAGCCCUGGCGCUGUGGCAAAGGAGGUCCGCUGGCGGCCGCUGCGGCGACCAGUCGGCUUCGUGCCAGCUUUGGACGAGUUGCGCCCAUUGCGCCGUUGGGAAUUCCGCCUGGCCGAUGGGUCGAGCUCCCGUCGACGCUUCCUGGAUGGGCAUGCUGGCCAGUGCCUCUGUGCUUGUGUGCAGCUGUCGCCCGCAGAGCGGCACGAGACUCCUCUCAGUUGGAGGACGACCUGGACCAGUUGAGAAGGCAGCUGGAGCUUCCAGCAGCGCCGAGGAGACUUCCGAGCACGAAGGGUGUCCCGUAUGCUGGGCAUCCAGACGGCCCUACUGGUGAAGAGCUCGAGGCCAUGGUGGAUGAGCUCGUGCCGGACUCUCGGAGGAACAAUGCUGGCAUCUUCGAUCCGCACACAGACAACCCACUCACCAAGGGCAUUGACCUCAUGACUCGGGCCAGCAAAGCAUCAGAGCGCUUGAUUUGCUGCCGUGGGUGCGGGAUCCCGCUUCAGACGCAUGACCCAGACAACGUUGGUUAUGUGCGCUUCUCGAACUACCUCCAGAAGUGGUCGCAGCGACUACACCGAAAGCUGCUUUGCUCCCGCUGCCUGGAUUUGGAGCAAGGGCAGCUGGUCCCGGUGGUGAAGGAGGUGAUGGCCGAAGGCGAAGUUGGCUUUGGAGGGAAGGUAGUACCGGCAGACGUUCUGGCCCAGCAGUUGCGGACCAUCUCGAAACGGCGCUGUUUGGUUGUGUACAUUGUGGAUGUGCUGGACUUCAACGGCUCGUUUAUACGCAAGAUCCGCCAGAUUGUCGGGAAGAAUCCUGUCAUCUUGAUCGGAACCAAGAUUGAUCUCUUGCCACCCAAGACGAAGCUGGAGCUGGUGGAGAAGUGGCUGCUGUACAUACUGCGCAAGAAGAAGCUGCGAGUUGUGAAUGUAAAGCUUGUCAGCAACGAGACGGGGAAGCAUAUUAAUCAUGCAGUGAAUGCUAUCAUUGAAGCACGAUCGGGCAUGGAUGUGUUCGUCGUGGGUGCAGCCAAUGCUGGCAAGUCUCGAUUCAUCACGCGUCUACUGGACCGGCUGGAGGUGAAAUUUCCGCAAGGCAAAGUGGAAGACUGUCCCCGGCCCAUUGUGUCGCGGACGCCCGGGACGACAUUGGGCACCAUCCAGCUAAGGGCAUUCCGCAGAUCUGCAACCUCGCCGGUCUUCGCCAGCCUCUAUGACACACCAGGUGUGCAUCAGCCCAACAGCAUGCAAAAUUUGCUGGACAUUGGCGCUUACAACUAUGUGCAGCCCACGAGGCUGUGGGCAUGGGUAUGGCAACGGGCACGACGCCAUUAG
Symbiodinium sp. CCMP2456 is the source of this 1341-nucleotide messenger RNA. The record is from the annotation of a GenBank genome assembly. Lineage: Eukaryota; Dinophyceae; Suessiales; Symbiodiniaceae.